AAACACCCUUACGUACCAGACAACAGUGAGAGAACUGAGACCACAUAUUGGGAACAGAUUCAACAAAGACUCAAUAUAUACACUAUCAGGAACCAUACAUACACUUGUACAGGUGAGCAUGAUCAUCAUCCUUGGCAAGAGAAAGUCUGUGGUUACCAAAUAUAUUAGUAUAAAUUGCUAUGGUAGGCAUAGUAAAGUGAAUAUGCUUGGGGAAUCAGGAAUCUGUCGACUAAGACAUCUAUUGCAGUGCCUGACAUGCCUAAAGCGAUUCAUGUCUUAUAAUAAAUGUAGAGGGGCAUUACCUGAUGUAUUUAUAAAGGAACAUUUUGUUAUUGAGCAAUACUAAACACUACUAACACAAAAAACAUAUUGAAAUAUAUAUAUAAAGCUUCAUAGUUCUACUGAUAAAUAGUGGAGAUAUGUUUUAGCUUACAGAUGUGCUUUGUGUGUGAUGUGAGCCCUCUUUUUUUCAUUUUACAAAAAGUGCAGAUUUCAAUAGAAAUUGGUAAUAUUAUAAAUUAGCUCUGUUGCACCCUCCCCCUCUUUUCCCACCCGCUGUCAACCUGCUAUUUCCUGGUAUUUUAGCUCAUUGGUGCUGAUAGCCCCGAUCUGGGGGAGUAACAAAUUCAAAUUUCACCCAGAUCGGUUCAGGGGUUUUUAAAAAGUGUGGAAGUCUUAAGUUACCGACCGCACACGAAGCUCUUGCCCAAACUAGUUCCACGAAUUCAGUGUGUGUGGUCAGCCGAUUUUAGUUCCAGACACUCGACGACCAAGUCCCGCUGCCUUUGUCUCGAACAAACAAGAUGGCCGCCGUUUUCUCCGCCAUGUGGCAAUAGUAUAUACGAAUGGCAGCCACCCUGAGAGAGCACUUAAUUGACGGGCUCCUUUGAAGUCAAUGAGCCAGGAGGGUGUUCAGUAGUUUCAAUCUACCAAACUAAUGUGGCAUAAACUAAAAGAAUAAACCAAACAGACGAAUGCUCAGAGAAAACCCCAAACUCCCGGUGGGUUUUCUCACAGGCCUUAUUGCCACAAAUGUAAUCUUUUCUCAAGAUCCUGGGAAUUAUCUUACCAUGAUUUCCCAGCCACUUUUGAAACCAUACUAUAUUGUGGUGCACAUGAUUUUGACAGCUCCACUCAUAAUUUGUCUGUUUGUUCAGGGCAAGCAUACCUGGAGACACACAAAGCUUUCAAUGUUGGGCAAAAACAUAAACUGUUACCAUAUCGCGUGGUGUAUCGUUAGGUUCCAUGUUAUAUGUUAAGGUAGCAUUUCUACAAUCUGUUUCCCCCUCGUGUACCUUGGGUAAACUGGCAAAGUGACCUUUUAUUUUUGCUAUGUGAUUCAUGGACAUGGGCCCCAGACAUAUUGUAGGUGGAGAGAUUAUACCAGCAAUUUCUAAAUAUGUCCCUUGAUCUGUGUUAUGCUUCCGCUAGAAUUAGAUACAGGAACACAACUGCAGAAUUACUUGGUGGUACUAUACCUUUAAGAAAAUUAAAGGAAUUACUUGAGAAGUUUUAUUUAUCUUCUAUCUCUUGUGUAAUGAAAAUAAGUUGUAGAAAAUUAUAAUUGCUUCUAAUAGCAGUUUUGCAUGCAGCAUGAAAUAAAAAGAAAAAAAAUGUCUUAAAUGAAUAGUUGCAACAGUAGUAGCAAACAAAAGUAACAAAUCCUUAUUUACUUGAAAUAGGAGUUAGCAUUCAGCAUUAAACAAAAAUUGAAGUGAAUUGCUUGAAGAUUUGCAACAAUAUAUCAAGAGAAAAAAUAAGUGUUUACAAUGUAGAUCAAGUAGUUGUAUCUUUUGUUAAUAGCAAGUAGCUGGAUUAGGUAGGAAAUAGUUGGUACUUAUGGUUUUCCAGGUAAACUCUGUGGAUGAUUUUCUUGGCUGGCUCGGAGUGUUAGGAGACAUCCAGCUGUAAUAUGAACCAUGGUUCAACUUUUUUGAUAGUGAUAGAAGAAUUUCUGGUGUCAGCCCUGGUCUGGGAAAGGAGAUCUAGGUCCGAGUAGAGUUUCAAGGAGUGGAGAUCAGCCUGGCGUUCGAGGUUGAGACAAAAUCACUCAGCAGUUUGAAUUUGGCGCAGCCCCCCUAUAAGGCAGGUGAGUAUUGCGUCAUUUAAGUGGGAGGAGCUUACUUUCGAACGCAGAAGUAACCCCGGGGGAACUGAGUUUUGGUAAGCUCUGACAAUCUGAGAGUGCAUUAUGAGUAGAGUGAUCUACAUAUAUUUGAACCUCAUAUCUAUAAUCUGUUAAAUUCUAAUCAUUCAUUGAUAUUGGUACACCAAUCAAAGGGAUUCCUUUACAAGUGGCAGGAAUAUGGGAACAUAUCCAGCAGUUGGUCGCAUUCAGCUGCUUGGCAGUUUGUUGAUGUAUAAGCCAGAUGGAAUUUGUCUGCUUCCCACCGUCCACCUGUGCGUAAAGGCAUAAAACACAGAAAAACAAGCAGGGCAGUACAUGCAUUUUGACAGUUUGUUAAUCAUUUUUGUCCCCAGUGGCCUCACCCUUUGAACGAUCUCGUCCUCUGGGAGUAGCCCUGUACCCAAUAGCUGCAGUGGACUGAAGCCGAAUUUAACCAGUGUCCAAAGGCCGCACACAGGGGUACUCAAAGACUUUGCACUUACAGACCAAGGCACAUUUAGUAAGAAACUCUGCAUCAGCCCACACUUAUCCUUCUAUGAUUUUUGUCCCUUUGCUUUGCAGACUAUAGUUAGUGACAAUUUACUUGACAAACUAACGUUUUGAGGCAGCACAAUCACACGCUGUAAAGGACACUGAUACGGUGGGCAGGCCCUCCGGUCUGCAACUCUGCCCGGUGUGAGCUGCAGAAAACGUGAUGGGGUUCUCACAAGCUCUGGACAGAGCGUUGCCAUGGGAGCUCACGAGGCCUCCAUUACAUGGUCUGCAGCUCACACCCUGCAAAGCUGCAGACCUGAGGCUCUCUCCCCGGGCAGACUGUUGGAGGUGCCCCGCACCCGGUGUUGGGCCCUCGGUCAAUGACCGCAGACCCGACAAAUCAGUCUGUCCCAAGGCGAUAUAGGCUGCUGCGAGGCCUUAGGUGGCUGCCUAAUUUGCCCAAUUAGAGAGCUGCCUCACUGCAUAUAUAUGCAUGUGUGGUGGGUGGUUGAAAAUGUCAUAGCUGUGUGUGCUGUAUGUGGCUGGCUGUGUAUGAUGUGUGUGUUUUGGUUGUGUGGGAUGGAUGAGUGGAUGGCUAUUAUUGUUGUGUGAGUAGCUAUUAGUGAUAUAUUUGGGCAGCUGUUAGUUGUUUCUGGCUGUGAGGCAUGUGUGUGGCAGUGUGCCUAAUUUGUUUAUAGAAAUGUACACAAAUAAAUAGGGGCUGCACCACAAGGGAUAGUGGGAUAUAGUCAAUGUCAGAAAGUUUAAAGAUGUAGAAGAGAACCGUUGGGUUCACACCAAAUGGUGUCUUUAUGAUAUAUUCAGCGACAGGUGUGGAUUCCUGAGGCUUGGGAAUGGUUUUGGUAAUCUGUCUCUCUGAUACUCAGUGAUAUAAAAUGGAGAGAAGAAGGGGAAAAGGACCAAAUAGUGCAAUAUGUCUCACAUAAAGUGGUUGUAGUGAAAUAAUAAUAAUGCACUCCCAUUUGGCAGAGCUAUGGCUAGCUCUAGCGUCUAACGCUUGUAGUGGUACAAUCCCCACUUCGGGAUAUAGUGUAGAUAUUCUCAGUGUUUUGGUUAGCUGGAGCUACUAUGGCUGUAUCUAGCUUCUCGCCUCUCUCCUUCCCCCUUCAGUUUGAGGAGAGAAACGAAAAGCUAGACACGGCCAUAGUAGCUCCAGCUAACCCAAAUACUGAGGAUAUCUACACUAUAUGUGUGGUUAGCUAUGGUGGGUAUUUUACUGUGUAUGGGUAGCAGUCAAUGAUGUUUGUGGAUAACUAUGGGUGAUGUGUGUUGCUGUAUUUGUGACAAGUGGAUGUCUGUGCAUGGGUAGAUUAUUGUCAUGUGUGUGGUGAAACUACAUUUAUUGUUCGGGGGUAAUUUUUCCAUAUUCCCUGUUGGACCAGUAGGAUCAGAAUCUGGUGAAAGGACCUUAUGGAUUGCAUUUCUUGAAAAUCACUAUAAAUGCUCCUUCUCUUGCAGGACCAUGAGGGAGCAUAAAAAGUGAUCUGCACCCACCUGAGGUUCAGACUAUGAUCUCCCUUGCAAAAAAACUGUUGGCUCUCCAGCUGCAUUAGUGUGUGCAUCUGCACACCAGGUUCACCUAGUCUGCAUGCCUAUGGCCAGCCCAGUGAUAGUGUAUUUUUUUGUCUAUACAAAACUGCAUGGUUAAAAGGGUGCUGGGUUUGUUGUGUUCUCCACAUUAUUGCUCAACUACCAUUAAAUGUUAGUUACUCUCUUUCUUUCCUCAGUAGUUGUGUUUAACACUUGUAUGUAGAUGCCACAGAAUUACAUAUCCAGUGACCAAUGAGUAGCAAUAUCUAAUGGGAACUGCAGAUUAUUAACUCCUCACAAUAGAUAUCCACCUAAUUACUUUCCCUCUCUCACUCAGGUUUCUCAGCAUGGCAAUGUCACCGGAAAUGUUUCAGGAAUUGGAAACAAUGACCUGCCUGCUAAGUGGAGCUUCCCAACUCACCUCACGGAUUGGCCGGGUUAGCUUAGCUGCUUUCUUCUUUGUUCGUUUUGGUAUUUUGGCGGUGGGUGCUCGGUCAAUUUGGAUGGAAGAGGAGAAGAGCUUUAUUUGUAAUUCAUCACAAUUACUCUGUGCUCCAAGUUGCUUUGAUGAGUUCUCUCCCAUCUCUUCAUUUAAUCUGUUUGCUCUCCAGCUCGUGGUGUUGAUUACACACGCCUUGUCUGUAACCUGUUGGAACCGUUCUACUAACCAGGCAGCAGAGACACAGUUGCAGGCAUACUUAAGAGGGAGAAAGGUUCAAGUUGUUUUGCAUAUACUUUGUCUACUGAGUAGAGUGGUCAUUGAGGGCAUAUUCAUCUUUACUUAUUAUGAAAUGUCAGGAGGGUUUCUACAUCCAGCAGUGACAAAAUGUCACACUCAGUUAUGUGAGAAGAAUGUAAUCUGCACAGAUUUGAACUCAUUCAGUAAAAAUGUUUUUAGUUUAGGACUCUGUGCAGUAUCGGUGCUCAGUAUACUCAUCUGCCUAAUGGAGGUGGUAAUCUCUCCAUUGCACAGGCACCCACCUAAGUAAUCCAUAGCACCAGCCCUGUCCAGUAGAAGGCAGCAUUAGUAGUCAAAUGUUAAAAGAGUAAACUCAUUUUUCAUUGCAUCUGUAUGAUGUCACGGCAAUAUCUAUCAGUAAACUCAAUGUAUCUAGUGUCUGCUACUGAAACUAUAUUUCAAUUAAGUAAAUAUGUAUAUAUGAAAACAACGCAAAAUAAUUCUCCAUGAUUUAUUUUUAGUAUUAUAGAUAUUGAUUAAGCGCCAACAUAUUCUGCAUCAUUGUUCAAUUGGGGAAGAUGGACAGUACAAUAUAAACAAACUAAUGUAGAAGGAAUACAGGACCUUGCCCAUAAGCUUAGAUCUAGCAUUUACUGCACUUUUAUAUAAAGCAAUAAGCUAGAUAGCCCGUGAGCUUACAAUCUAAAGGUAAUAAUGAGGACUUGAGACAAGAGGGAGCAGGGUUAAUGUUAAGGUAAUGAACAGGGAGCUUUAGAGCAUUUGCACAGACUAUGAAGAUGCAAUGUGAUUGAGGUGGUAAUUGGGGGAGAUGCCAGACAUGCUAUAAAUGAAUCGGAAACCAGGGUAGUUGGAAGGAGGGAAGGUAAGUUGGGCAGAGCUUAGUUCAAAGUGAGGGUAUUGCUUGGACUGGAUUUGAUAUAAGUGAGUGUAAGACCAGAAUGAGAAGAUGACAUGUAGCAGAAGGUAUGUACUGCUGGGGAAAGUAGUGGACAUUGUAAUAACAGGGAAAGGGAGAAAAAAAUGUGUGGAGUUUCAAAAUACAUUCUAUAUCCCAAGAAAUUAAUCGCAUGUCUAGUAAAUGCCAGUAGACAAGCAUUUACAAAAAAUAGCAUUAAAAAAGUAACAGUAACAAGAGUAACAAUAGAGGUAAUGGGGGAAAAAAUAAGAUAUGUGGCAACAGAGGGAGUAAACAAAAUGCAGAAUACUGGUGCUUUAGUGUCUUCAAAGCUGCUCCCAGUACUCAGAAGAGCUUGCCGGAAAUUGCUGGGGACAAUUGAGGAUAUUGCUUGAAGCAGAUUUCAUGUAUGUGAGAAUGAUUUGAAGAAAAUGUAAAAAAAAAAAAAAAAAACAUGGGUGGGGUGGUUAGCAGGCAUUGAGACUAGUCUCAUGGAAUUGGAGCUGUUCUACAAAACAUUUGGGCUAAACUACUAUAUUCUGAAACUUGGAAAUUGAUGAUAUCCAACAAUGUCCUACUGACACCAUGAGGAGACGUUCCCAACAAAAUCUUCUUUUCUAGGCUGGUAAGCAGCAACAAAUGGCAGACCUAUCACAUUCCUACAUAUCUGUCUUGGAGGAUGAAAGCAAGGUCUACUCAAAAUUAUACUGCCAGUAAACAACCAGUAUCCUCAGAAAAGUUGUCUACAAAGAGGGAUAUAACUAACCUCAACAGGAACCCUCCCAAUGUGGUUCCCUUCGUGCCUUCCACUCACAACACUCCAGGAUAGGACUGUGGACUGUUUCUACUGGUUCCAAUGCUCCUUUAUUCAUGUAUGGUUUAAUGCCUCAGUGGACUUAGGUUUCAUACUGCAUAGUGAAUAUCCCCCCUUCCACCCACUUUGAGGUUAAGAAGCAUUAUUCUCUGAUUUUUAAGGUAUAAACAAUUAAUAGAAGCAGAUCCUAUAUACCGACCUUAUGUUUAGUUUCUCUUUUUUUAGUUAUCUCCCUCCCAAUUGAGAUAGCACUGGACUUUGUCUUUUCCGUUUGUUCGGUACGCCUAAUUUUAUGUUUAUUGUAUGUUUUUGACAUUUUUGUUUCUCUGUAAUUAUUUCUUACAUACUUAAAACUGCAUCAUGAUGCUUCUUUUAUUGUCCAGUUCUAUUUCCACUGUUCUAAUUUUCUUAUGAUUACAUUUCUGUUGUCAAUGAUAUCCAAAUAAAAAAAGAUUUACAAGAAAAAAAAGGAACAUUUUUAUAGACUGUUUAAACUAAACAAAACCUGCACAGGAAAAUAUGUCCCGCCCUAGAAAGAUGGAUCGGGGAAGCAGC
Messenger RNA from Pelobates cultripes (western spadefoot toad), 7117 nucleotides. The record is from the annotation of a GenBank genome assembly. Lineage: Eukaryota; Metazoa; Chordata; Amphibia; Anura; Pelobatidae.